CAGGCCGGGGUAGAAGGAGGAAUGUAAUGAGUGAGGACGUGGCCUGGAUUUUUUGCUCCGGGCUAUUUGAAAAUGUGGACUUUGCCAUUUGGAAAUAUUUAGAUUCAAAGAGUCUGGAAAAACUCUGUGACUGAAUCACUGAUUGUUUUUCAAGGGAUAAACAUCUUUUGUUUGUCUGCUGAAAGCUUUUGAAGAGUAGGAAUGGGUGCUAAUUUUACCCUCUGCUGCUGUCACUACUAUGUGGUGCAGAACAGAGAGGAGAAGAAGGCUAUCCUGCGCAUGAGGACCACUUCAGGGCGCAGACCACCAGAGCAGAUAUCCAGUGAUUCCAGUGACAGUGAGACAGAGGAGGAAAGCCUCUUUGGACCACAAUGUUUGGAGAAAAACCCAAAGAACAAACAGCAGAGUCAAAGAUUAACAGUGGAUCCGUGGGUUUAUUCCAACAGAGCAGACGGGUCUCUGAUCAGAUGUGGAUCGGACAGAGAGCUGCAGGCCUUCAUCAACAUGAGAGACCAGGCUGAUAAGGCAACAGAGGAAUGGGAGAAGUUGAAUUAUGACAUCCACACACUGCGCUACGCCAGGCGAGAAGUCAGAUCUCGAUGGAAGAAAAUCCUGCUACAGCUGGGUUAUCAAUGUGAGGUGGAUUCCCUGCUGUGUGUGAACAGGCAGAGCCAUUUCAGGCCAGAUCAAGAACAUUUUGGCAAAGCUGCUGACCUUUUGAAACAGCUGCUGGAUCACACCUCUCUGUUCCCUCCUAGAACAGAACAUCAUAACAGAUACCUGUAUGUCAUGGACCGCCUGGUGUCACUGGACAGUGCAGAGGACUUUAUUAAACUGGCCAAACAAAAAUAUCCCAAGAAAGAAGGCUGAGAGGCAAAACAAGCAGGAACAAGGAGAAAAGUUGAAAUAGCAUUUCAACUAUGUCUGCACUGUUAAAAGACUGAAGUACAGGGUUGAGCAAACACUUUAAAAUAUUUAAAUUUUACUACAUGUUGCUUCUGAAUAGUCAAAUAUUUUACAGUCUUUUAAAGCAGACUGAAAAAUCCUUCCUAUACCCUUCAGACCUUAGAUGAUUCCCUCCAUCUUAUUCUCAUCACUAAAAAUAAUUCAAUGUUGCUCUGCAGCCCCGAACCAAGACUUUUUUUCUGGAUUUUAUUCAAGAAUACAAUACAAUACAAUUAGGAGCAAAUCUGUUGUGCUCAUAUAAAAUCCUAAUAAAAUACAUAGCAUUUUGUAAUUACGAAGCAUUAGCGCUAUUUUCAACAUAUAGUAUUUCUCAUGACAAAUUUAAAAGAUCACAUAAAAGUUUUUUUGAAAAAAGUGUCAUAGUCAGGAGUGAUUCACUGUUUUUGUUUCAUAUAUAAUUUCUAGUUUGAGUUUAUCAGUAAAAACAAAAUUUCUAACAAUAUUUAUUUUUGCCACUUUGAAAGAAUCAGUAGUGUAUCUGUUUCAUUAUGCAAAUAAUAAUUUAUAGCAUUUUUUGAGUUUGUCUUUGUUUCUCAACAUAAUAAUAUCUGAGUAAAUGCAGUUGAUUUUUUUGUUUUGUGUUACACAAGCAGAACUUUAACAGUGAAAAAAAUUACGUUUUUUGCCAUUUGUAAAAAAUUAAUCUCAGUUUUUCAGACUUUUUAAACGCACACUCUAAAUAUUUACAUUGUAUAGAAUCAAUUUAUACAAUGUAUAAACUGCUGCUUUGUGUCAGUAGGGGGCAGCAUGUGUUUACAUCUCAGUGGGAUUGACUGUUUAGUUGACUACUAGUACAAUUAAUGUAGUUUUUAUUCAGAAAUUAAACAAAAAAGGAAAAUAAAUUACAAUUUGAGUCUAAAACUAACCCUGCAUUUCAUACUGAAAAGUGUAAAUAACAACAAAGUAAAGAGAAAAUACAACCAAUAAUUAAUCUGAAUUAAUCCCCAGAUAAUUGAACUUUCUUUUUGUAAAUUACUGAUGUGGGAUGGAUACAAAAUGACUUAUUGUGGCUAGUAACCACAAUAAGACAUUAUCCAAAAAAAAAAAAAAAAAACCUGCAAGUUUUUUUCUGGAUAA
This is a messenger RNA of Xiphophorus couchianus (Monterrey platyfish), 2043 nucleotides long. Its product is annotated as melanoregulin. Gene Ontology annotation, biological process: melanosome transport; melanocyte differentiation. The transcript has 5 exons. The coding region runs from base 202 to 870 and encodes 222 amino acids. The record is from RefSeq and is a predicted model, not a curated record. Gene Ontology annotation, cellular component: melanosome. Lineage: Eukaryota; Metazoa; Chordata; Actinopteri; Cyprinodontiformes; Poeciliidae.